AUGGAAAAUUUUUCAGAAUCAGGUGCCUCCCUAGCGAAAACAACUCCCGUGCUUUUGCCUGGCGAAUUGGUUGAUGACCAGGAUGAGCAACACCCGGAACUCUAUGCAGUUCCAAUCACGCCUCCCAAUUUGAGUAUUAGUGGAAAGGACAUUGGUCUUAAGCCAAUGUCUCUGGAGGAUUUUCGUAAGAAGAUAAAGAGCUUUCAGAAUUCGGAGCGUUGGAACGAGUUCAAGACUGAUGAGGGAGUAAUCGAGAAUGAGCGAGCCGAUAUUCUUGCAGACAGAAUCAACGAGCUUCUCAGCAACCGGAAGCAAAAGUUCAUAUACAAAGAGUUUCAAAAGUUCAUCAUGCUUCCUUCUCCUGUGACACGUCAGUCCCUCAUCAAGAUGCUCCGUGUGAUCGACAAGGAGCUAGGAGAGGUUUCCCCCUCUCUCCUGCCCUGGAUCGAAUCGUACUUUAAUGGAACCGAGUUUCCGAAAGCGGGCGAAGAGAAGAAAGAGAUUCAGAUGCAGCUAGACAUUCUAACAAAGGUCACAGAGAAGUUUUUCCGCGACUGGGAAAACAUACAGUACGAUGGUUUUCAGUGGCGAGUGAACGUGGUUCGCGAUUGCUUGGAGUCGUACUGUUCGGACGACGAACUCAACCGACUUUUCUCCUUUUUGAAUUCGUUCACGGACUCGUCGCGCAAAGCGAUCUCGUUUUCCCAAUUUUUGACCCGGAUCGAAUCGAUCCUCAGACUCAAUCAGCACAGCUCCGAUUUGCUCGCGUUAAUGGAAUGGGUCAUCAAAGGACUGAACGAGUUCCCGUUGAUCAGCAUCUCGGCCGUUCAAAGCACGGAGGUUCGUCGUCGCGACGCAGAAAGGCACACGUUGAUUUGUGCUUAUAACAAAUAUCGUUAUCAUUCGAGUCACAUUCCUCGCUCGGAUGCGUCUCAAGAAAAGGGAGCGUUGCUUCUCUCGUUCCGUCUCUCCACCCUUCUCGACGACGCGCAGCACAAGGCUUUCAUUGCGAGACUUUCGGAUUAUCAAACGUCCGCGAUGAGUGCGAGUGAUUGCGAUCGCUUUUUGCAGGCGGCCUCGCAGAUCUGCGGAGAUUCCGCGUAUUUAAUCGAGCCUUCGCUUCAGAAAUACGUGAAUUUUCUGUCGAUCCCCACGCUGGAACACGUUCGCAAGAUGAAAAAGCCCGUUCUGACCGUUCGAGCGGUAUCGCGGUGCAAUUCUCCCGAUUCGGACAUGGGCGAAAUGCUGAUCGACGAAAGCAAGCCGCUCAAAAAACGUCAAAAAGUGCUGACCUUCCAGUCCAACACGCAGUUGAGUCCGCACGGACACACCGCCUCCACGUCCCUGUAUCAAGUGUUCGUGCACAAUCUGCCCAUGGGGAUCACCACCGAGGAACUGGCUCUCGCGUUCCGGAAUUGUGGAAGUGUGAAAAAAGUCGAGAUUUUGGACUAUUCGAAUCCGGAAGAAGAGAACAAGAAGAAGCAGCCAAAGAUCCGACAGCAGGUUCCGGAGUCAAAAAUGUGGGCAAUUGGAUCGGGGUUGGAGUGUAGUUAUGGGUUUGUGCACUUUGCAGAGAAGGAAGCCCGCGAGAAGGCCUUGAUCCCCGCGAUGCGCAUCUUCGGUGUGAAGAUCCGCGAUUGUCUGUGUCGCACAGAGCCCGCCGAGAACAAGCGAACGCUCUUUGUGGGGAACAUCGAUCGAGGCGUGACGGGAGACGAGGUCAGCGAAGAGCUGAACGCGUUGCUGAAGCCGCAAUUGCAGAUCGAACUGCACGAUGUGCCGUCGCCUGGAGUGCUCACGACUUCUGCGGGUUACUGCUUCAUCGAGUUCGACUCCCACCAGCUGGCGAGCAUGUCGUUCGCGUUGCUGUCAGGAGCAGUGGUGAACGGGAAGGAGCUGAAGGUGGGAUGGGCGCUGGAGUCGAAAGACUCGCGAAGAAGGAAGCAAGAGCACAAGUGGGACAAGUAUCAUCUGUGGGUUGUUUAA
Blastocystis hominis is the source of this 1986-nucleotide messenger RNA. RefSeq lists its product as hypothetical. The transcript is spliced from 9 exons. The coding region runs from base 1 to 1986 and encodes 661 amino acids. Gene Ontology annotation, molecular function: RNA binding. The record is from RefSeq and is a predicted model, not a curated record. Lineage: Eukaryota; Bigyra; Opalinata; Blastocystidae.